Molecule: messenger RNA, 1884 nt
Organism: Malassezia globosa CBS 7966
Lineage: Eukaryota; Fungi; Basidiomycota; Malasseziomycetes; Malasseziales; Malasseziaceae
Exons: 1
Coding region: 1-1884 (627 amino acids)
Biological process (GO): negative regulation of transcription by RNA polymerase II
Cellular component (GO): histone deacetylase complex
Molecular function (GO): histone deacetylase activity; transcription factor binding
Source: RefSeq, a predicted model, not a curated record
AUGCAUCAGAUCUACUCACGAGAAGCUACUCGUGCAGAAAUUGAGCUGAUCCACGACUCUGCCCUGUGGGACCAGUAUGAGGCAAACAUGACACUUCCGCUUGCGCAGCUCAAAACAUUGAGCCAUGAUCUAGAGUUGAGCUCAUCGCUGUAUCUGAACCAUGCAUCUACGUUCUGUGCACGGCUCUCGUGCGGAAGUGUCGUCGAGAUGUGCUCGGCUGUGGCAUCAGGCAGGGUACAUAAUGGUUUCGCCAUUGUGAGACCGCCAGGACAUCAUGCUGAGCCUGGAGCUGGAUUUGGAUUCUGCUUGUAUAAUAAUGUGGCGGUGUCUACACGUGUCUUGCUCGAUCGACCACUGGGUGCGCCAGACCGGGUUGAGCGCGUGAUGAUUCUGGACUGGGACGUGCAUCAUGGAAAUGGUACACAGCGUGCAUUCUGGGACAACAAGCAAGUGCUGUACAUAUCUCUGCAUCGAUAUGAAAAUGGUACGUUCUACCCUGGGACCUCGUUCGGCAACUACGACCAAGUCGGCGGUGAGUCGGCGCGUGGGACCUCGGUGAAUGUGCCCUGGCCAUGCAGUGGCAUGGACGAUGGUGACUACCUGCACGCCUUCCAGCACUGCAUCAUGCCGAUCGCAUACGAGUUUGCGCCAGAUCUCGUCAUUGUAAGUGCGGGCUUCGAUGCCGCUCAGGAUGACAUGCUUGGCGGCUGUCUCGUGUCGCCCGCUGGCUAUGCACACAUGACGCACCAGCUCAUGGCACUUGCACAGGGCAACCUGGUUGUCGCUCUCGAGGGCGGUUAUACCCUGGACGCUAUAUCGCGCUCCGCACUCGCUGUCGUCCGAACAUUGCUCGGCGAUCCCCUCCCACCGCUCCCUCGGGGUACUGCAUGUAGUCUUGCUGCAGCUGAUACUGUCCGGCGAGUGAUCCGUGCACAGGCCCCCUACUGGGUCUCUCUGCGCACUGCGCUCGAAUAUGGCCCGAGCGCAGUGCCGAACUCUCUUACUGCAUCCACUUUGAAUGCAGCAACAACCGAUGCCGUGCACGGUGCGGCACUUACUCAUGUUACUGACUCGACCACUGAUGCCGCCGCUGCUCAGAUCUCCACCACUCCUUCUGCAGCUUCUGUGGCCUGCAUACCGACGCCGGAGCUCUUGUUAGAUGCACGUGCUGCUCGGCUUUGGAAACGACACCAGCUGCUGCCGAUACCUACGCAUGCGGGGCUCCAGCGGAAUCAGGCACUGUGUUCCUCAUCGCUUAUGCUGCCGACAACGCAGACACUCGUGAUAUUUGUUCAUGACCUUGCAAAUCUACAUAAAGACGUUCAAGGCGCACCAUAUGUGGCCGACUCAGCGGAUGCACUCGUCCAAUGGGCUAUGGAACGCAACUAUGCCUUGAUGGAUCUCUGCACAAUGGUGCCUUUGCCUCUGCAAACAGUUCGCAAUCAUUCGCACGGAAAAGCCCUGGCGUAUCCUGAUGAUCCCACUCCCAGUGCGUUGAAUGAACAGAUCCAACAUAUUUGGGAUGUAUAUUGCGCGAUUUCACCAGUGCCAAAGGUGUUUCUCGUCGGCCUGGGUACCGGCUGUGAAGUCUUGAUGCAUCUCAUUACGACGCGUGCCAUCCAGUCUCGUGUGCACGGCAUGGUUCAGGUGAUGGGAAUGAACUCUAUUCCACUUGUUCCCAAGGCCCAACGUGAACUCAAGUCCUGGUACUUGAAGCAUGCUCGUGUAAUCUGCCCACCAACACACCCGUACUUUGCGUGGAAUGAACAAGCUUCGUCAGGGAAGCGCCUAGGCACCGUCCAACGGGCGCACUCGCCAUGUCCCAUGGAGACGCUAGUUCAAUGCCUGCCCAACAUAGAUUCCAUGCUGUCAACCAGCUCAUAA